ACUUCUCUCUGCUUUCAAUUCACUCUCUCCUCUCUCCCUCUCUCACUCUCGAGAUCUCUUUCUCUGUGUGUGCGUGUUAUGAGUGUUGUGGGGAGUGUGGAAUGAUGGUGCAGAUUUGAGCCCCGCAGCUGUCGCUCCUCCCACCCCCCGCUUUCCCCUCCAUUGAACAAAAACACAGAUUCAAAACUCAGUCUCAGAUGUGGAUAAGAACCUCUUAAUCCACUCCACUAUUUCAGCCUUCCUCUUGCCUAAUCUUUCUCUUUCUCUCUCUCUCUCUCUCACACACACACACACACAAACAUAAUACAUUAAACUCAUCUCUCUAAUUCUCCGCCUAAUCCCUUAAUUUUCACUCGCUCUCUCUCUCUCUCUUUCUCUCUCUCUCUCACCCACCCAGCUGAACAUAUAUUCAAAGAAGAAAGACAGAGAAAGUAGCGAGCCCUCCAAUUAAGCUCUUCCCGCUUCUCAUGAUCAUCAUCAUCUUCAUAAAUUGAUCACAUCCCAAUCCUUUCUCCAAUUCUCUCAAAUGGAUUCUCUCCAUUUUUUCCAAUCUCUCAUCACAACGCAAUUUUUUCUUCCACUAUAAAACCCCAACAACCUAUAUAUACAUUUAUAUCGUAUCACGCACUUGGUUAAUUACACACGCACAGACAUACAUAAACAUCGUGUGGGUUCCUCGAUGGAUAAUAAUAAUUACUCCUUGAGAUCAGAGGUAGAAGGUAAGAGGCUCCACGACCACCACCACCCGCGGCGGCAGCGGGUGGUGUGGGUGCAGGGGCCGGUGAUCGUGGGGGCGGGGCCGUCGGGGCUAGCAGUGGCAGCGUGCCUGAAGGAGAAGGAGGUGCCGAGCGUGGUGCUGGAGAGAUCCAAGUGCAUAGCAUCGCUGUGGCAGCUGAAGAGCUACGACCGACUGCGGCUGCACCUGCCGAAGCAGUUCUGCGAGCUGCCGCUGAUGCCGUUUCCGGCGGGGUUUCCGACUUACCCCACGAAGGUGCAGUUCGUGGAGUACUUGGAGGAGUACGCGGAGAGGUUCGGAAUAAGGCCGGAGUUUGAGGAAACAGUGGUGCAUGCGGAGUACGACGGGGGGGUGGGAUGGUGGCGCGUGAGGAGCGUGGGUGCGGAUGAGAGGGAGACUGAGUACUUGUGCCGGUGGCUGGUGGUGGCGACGGGAGAGAAUGCGGAGGCGGUGCUGCCGGAGAUAGAGGGGAGGGAGGGGUUUGGAGGGCGGAUGGUACACACCAGCAUGUACAAGAGCGGGGAGGCAUUCGAAGGGAAGAGGGUAUUGGUGGUGGGGUGUGGGAAUUCUGGAAUGGAGGUGUGUUUGGAUCUGUACAAUCAUGGAGCUAUGCCUUCCAUCGUCGUCAAAGACACUGUGCAUAUUUUACCGCGGGAGAUGCUGGGGAGGUCGACGUUCGGGCUGUCGAUGUGGCUCCUGAAGUGGCUGCCGCUGGGGGUGGUUGACAGGCUGCUGCUGCUGGUCGCGUGGCUGGUGCUCGGCGACACCUCCCGCAUCGGCCUCCACCGCCCCAAGUUGGGUCCCCUCCAGCUCAAAAACAUGUCCGGCAAAACCCCAGUUCUGGACGUUGGGACUCUUUCCCACAUCAAAAGUGGUAAAAUUAAGGUAUUACCAGGCAUUCGACGACUAAUUAGCCGUCAUACUGUGGAGUUUGUUGAUGGAAGAAAGGAGAACUUUGAUGCAGUAAUCUUAGCCACGGGUUACAAAAGCAAUGUGCCCUAUUGGCUAAAGGAAAAAGAAAUGUUUUCAGUGGAAGAUGGGUUUCCUAGAAGGCCUUUUCCAAAUGGGUGGAAAGGGGAGGAUGGGCUAUAUGCAGUAGGGUUCACCAAGCGAGGUUUGCUAGGUGCAUCCAUGGAUGCGACGAGAAUAGCAAAAGACAUCCAACAGUGUUGGGAAUCCGAGCCAAAACACCUAAAGUCACAUUUGGUUCGUGGAAUGGAAUGCACAGAAAAUGGAGUAGAAUCAAAAUUGAAAUAAAAUAUAUGCAAAAAAAAAAAAAAAAGAGUGAUCUGGAGAAGAGCAGUUAUGGUCAUUCUCACAUACCAAGUGGACGCUAACAGCCUUUCUAGUAGGGGAUUUAUGACGAUCAUCGACAUGAAACGCGGUUUUGUUUGGGGGUUAGAUAGAAUUAUUAGUGAGCUGGAAUUGAUUGAAGAAGGAAUCAAAGGUACUUGUGUGAUAUAUACAUAUGGUUGGUGCCAAUGGCGGGGAGUAGUGUUGGUACCAAAGGGAAAGGGGCGUGGCCGGCUCCUCCAAUUGUGGAAAAGCCAGGGGAAAAAGCAAAAAGAGAGAGAGUUGCAUGAUCAGUGAUCCCUAUCUUUUCCAAGUCACACCAAACCAUUGGGAAGGAGGAGAAGGUGAUGAGAGAGAUAGAAGAAAAGAAAAGAGAGGAGAAGAGAAGAGUGGUGCUUGGGGGGACCCCAAUUAGACCUUCUGUACAUCUUGUACAUUACAUUUUUCUCUGACUAGCUAGCUAGGUUUCACUUUUUGUGAGCGAGAGAGAGAGAGAGAGAGAGAGAGAGAGAGAGAGAGAGAAGCGUUUGGUAGUUUUGAUUGAAAAAUUGAUGCACAUGAUUGUGUUGACCUAUAUUUCCAUUGGGGGAGUUUUGGGGUGACGGCAUGAUAAGCCAUAUCAUAUGUUGUUUUCUCUAGUGCAAGUCUUGUUUGGUUGAUCCUCCAUUCUGGGAUUUGGGGUACUGCUAGCUUGUUUCCAUAUUUUUUUUAUAAAGAAAAUGACUCUGCAAUUAUAAUUA
Malania oleifera is the source of this 2769-nucleotide messenger RNA. Its product is annotated as indole-3-pyruvate monooxygenase YUCCA6. Lineage: Eukaryota; Viridiplantae; Streptophyta; Magnoliopsida; Santalales; Ximeniaceae. Gene Ontology annotation, molecular function: NADP binding; flavin adenine dinucleotide binding; N,N-dimethylaniline monooxygenase activity. The transcript is spliced from 4 exons. Gene Ontology annotation, biological process: auxin biosynthetic process. The record is from RefSeq and is a predicted model, not a curated record. Bases 680 to 1993 code for a protein of 437 amino acids.